ACUGGGCGCCGCUGGCUAGCUCCGCCACAGAGAAAGCCUCCAGCCGGGUAGAGAAACAACUCCCAGUCGGAAGUUACGGCUGAAGCCCGGGCAGCCAUAAUUGAUAAUGGCAGGAGGCGUUUCCCGUCACCCGUUUGACAUAGGCUUUUCCUGCAUUUGGUCCCGCGUUACCCCAGGCGACAGCAGAGCCGACUGGAAAGGGAUGCACCUGUAAGUAUCCUUACGGAGGCUGUGCACACACAGUCCACACUGGACGAGUUAAUUCGCGCUCAGGAACUGCAGGUUUGCGUUCCAGACUCUUUACUGAGCCGUCUGAUCGCUUACCUAGAACUACAGUUUAGGGCUUCAAAACUCCCUCGCACCGGAAGUUGCGCUUGGCACUUCCUAGUAGGGUCACGGCCAGGAGGUGGGCGUAGCCGGUCACCGCCCGCGCCCCAGGGGGUGCCUCCUCUCCCAGAGUUGAAGAGUGAGACAUUGUCUCAUGUAGUUCCUUCUGUGGGCGUUUUGAGUCAAGAAGUCAAUCGUUCUGAUAACUACAGAUCGGAUUCCUAAAGCUGCAAGAAAAAAAGAACAAUUUUCAGGAGCAAAAGCACUGCAUCCAGCACUUUACAGAUGGCAGAAGUGAAGUCGAUGUUCCGAGAAGUCCUUCCAAAACAAGGGCAGUUGUCUGUGGAAGAUGUAACCACAAUGGUGCUGUGUAAACCCAAGCUGUUACCCUUAAAAUCUCUGACGCUGGAAAAACUGGAGAAAAUGCAGCAAGCAGCACAGGAUACAGUCCGUCAACAAGAAAUGGCACAAAAGACAACUGGCAAAUAAGCCACUAACAACUACUACUGUAGGGGAUGCCCCAUUUUAACCCCUAACUGUUCAGUAACUAGGAACUAUUCUGCAUCUGUAGGCUAGAAAUACUUAAACUGGACAUUCAACAUUUUAAAACACAAAAUUUGGGUGUUUAAACAUUGGUUUGUGUUGAACCAAGUUUUAUGGAAUUUUGAAAGUUUUUAAAUUACAAAUUUCACUUUAUUUACCAUAACUUGUUAUGAAUGUAAGACAUUAAGUGUAUCUUUUAUGGAUAAAGGAUUUAUUAGAAACAUGAAUCUGAAAAUAAACUCUUAUGUGAGUAUAUUGUUGGGCUUGCACGUUACCCAAAAAUACACAUAAGCAAGUGUGGGCCACAUCAUGCUGACUGCUAUGGAGCCUGACCAGUGAUAGCAGGAAUAACCAACCAGUCUUUAGGAAACCUGCAAUGGGGCUGGAGAAAUGGCUUAGAGGUUAAGAGCACUGACUGCUCUUCCAGAGGUCCUGAGUUCAAAUCCCAGCAAGCACACGGUGGCUCACAACCAUCUGUAAUGAGAUCUGAUGCUCUCUUCUGGUGUGUCUGAAGACAGCUACAGUGUACUUAUAUAUAAUAAAAUCUUUAAAAAAAAAAAAAAAAAGAAAAAAAAUAGGAAACCUUCAGCUAUAGACUACUCAGGGAACUAAGCUCUUAAUUACACUAAUUAUAAGAAAUAGAGAAUUACAUAACUGCUACUCAAGUACCAAAUACAAAAACCUGAAAAUGCUUAUUAUAGCAAAAAACUAAAGUAACAUGAGCCUAAAAGAGCCGUGAAGUUUGACCACUAGAGGGUUUUUUCCUAAAAGAUGGUACCUAACCCUGUAACCAAGAAACUGUUUGGAAAAUACAUGUAAUGAUUUUGCUGCAGCCACCAAACACCUUCAGUUACCACAGAUCUUGAAACCUUGCUAAUAACUAGGCUUUAUAAAAGAUGUUAGUAAUGUGAUCCCUGUAAGGUAACUUAUUUAUUGGUAGUUAUAUAUUGGUAAUUUAGAUAAAUCUAAGCUUUAAGUACUUAGAGAAUGCUUUUUUAAAACAUGUUAACAAUAUAAGGGUAAGAUCUAUCUAUAUAUUAGACAAAUUUCACUCAUUAAACUCUAGUUAUAUAAUAAACAGAAAAAGUGCAUGUGUAUUUCCCUAGGAUAAACCUUAAAAAGCCUUUAACUAUUACAGUUUUUAAAAUUUGUAAUAUAUAUGUCUGUGUGUAUGCCACCUGUGUGUAGGUGCCCAUGGAAGCACCAGAAGACAUCUGAUCCCCUAGACCUUAUUCUUGGCACUCAAGACUCCCAGACAGAAAGACUACCAUGGGUUUGAGGACAGCCCGGACUACCUAAACAAUUAUCAGGCCAGCCAGAGCUAUGGAGCAGGUUCUGUCUCAAGAAACAAUGAAACAUUUUUGUUUGUUUUGCACUGUUAGGAUUGAACACAAGGCCUAGUGAGCUUUAGACAGUAAAACUAAAAGAAGUUUCAAAAGACAAAAUAAAUGCACUCCCACUAAAGAAUCAACAGUUUCACAUGUUUUAUUUUGUUGUACAUUCUUGUAGAACCGGGUUCGUUUUUCCAGUUUUGUAGAAAAAUAGAUGUUCCAGCCACCAUUUACUUACUUAACUGUCUAAUAUUUAAGACCAAUCAAUAUGUUCCCUGGAAAGAUGAAAAAGUCUCAUGACUAACUCGUUUUUUUAAAAAUUCUUUAAAACAAAAA
Molecule: messenger RNA, 2537 nt
Organism: Mus pahari (shrew mouse)
Lineage: Eukaryota; Metazoa; Chordata; Mammalia; Rodentia; Muridae
Gene: Bbip1
Product: BBSome interacting protein 1
Exons: 4
Coding region: 613-816 (67 amino acids)
Biological process (GO): cilium assembly; receptor localization to non-motile cilium
Cellular component (GO): BBSome
Source: RefSeq, a predicted model, not a curated record